AUGUCCACCGAAAAAGUCUGGAAUCAAGAUGAAAUUCUCAAGCUUAUAGAUUUAGUACAGCAGAGUGAGAAUAUUUGGAAUCCAGCUCACAACCUAUACAAAAAUCGGAUCCGAAGGACGGAUUCAAUAAAUGAAAUUGCUAAGAUCUUAGGUGUUUCGCAGCAAGAAGUCGACAAAAAAUGGAAGACGGUUCAGUCCCAGUUUCGUAGGGAACAGCAUAAAGUAAAAACUAAAAAAUCUGGAGCUGGAACUGAGGAUAGUUGUACAAGUGCGUGA
Messenger RNA from Macrosiphum euphorbiae (potato aphid), 276 nucleotides. The record is from the annotation of a GenBank genome assembly. NCBI's taxonomy places the organism in Eukaryota, Metazoa, Arthropoda, Insecta, Hemiptera, Aphididae.